GAUGAACCCUGCGUGGCGCCUACUUGGUGGUUAUUGUCAAACGGAGCUCACCUCAAGAGCAGUGAGAUCUCGAUGGCUCAAGAUUUACUGACGAAGAAAUUGAAUGAUGAUCCCACCAGGAAGAAUAACCCCAACAGGAAGGAUGAGACCACCAGAAAGUUGAUCGGAGUACUGCUUGAAAACCCACCAAAGAUCAAAAAUCCUCCACAGACAGAUGAUACUUACCACGUACCACAGUUGCCAGAGUGGAUUAGUGAACCACUGGAGUCUUUCGGCAGCCAGAGCACCAUCGUGGAUUUUUAUUGCCCGAAAAGCAGCGUCGAGUUUCAGCUCAAGAGACGACCGAUGAAGGAACUGAUCUAUGAAGGCAACAAAGGGCCGAAUGGUAUCAUGAAAGACGUACAAAAUGACUUCAAUGAGUUGGCCAAAUUCAAGGAGCGACUUGAUUCUGAGCUUAAGAAGAUCGAUGGAAACUCCUCGUCAAAAGACCCCACAAAACCCCUUGCCCCAGACCCGGACAGUCGUACAAAGACUAAAAGCCAAGAUGUGAAACCAACAGCAUCGGUGAAGCAACCAAAUAAUAAAGCCCCAGGGAAAACCGACCAGCCUUUAUCAAAGGAAGGCAAUACAAAGAGCAAGGCAGGGGAAGAAGAGAAACAGAGUCCCCAAGAUUUCAGAUGGAUACACGUCCCCGCAACAUAGAAAAGUGAUUGAGCACCUCAUGACGAGGAUCGCAAUGGAUUCCAAGAAAACACAGCAGGAUCUGGAUAGCAUACUUGGCUAUCUCAAGCGAAGCUGGAUUGAGGUUCCUGCCGGCGGGGGUAGGCGUUAUCUUCAACCACAAUAUCAGGUAUGGCGGAAC
Aspergillus neoniger CBS 115656 is the source of this 862-nucleotide messenger RNA. RefSeq lists its product as uncharacterized. Lineage: Eukaryota; Fungi; Ascomycota; Eurotiomycetes; Eurotiales; Aspergillaceae. Bases 73 to 702 code for a protein of 209 amino acids. The record is from RefSeq and is a predicted model, not a curated record. The transcript has 3 exons.